AUGACGGGUUGUACCAAUUGGAGGUAAUUUCUAGUUGUCUUACUGUUUUCAGAUGGCCUCCAAUUUUUGCAGUCCUCUAAUCAGUGAAUGCGAGACGUUCAUCGCCGCGUCCGCGAGUUUCGAUCGAUUUUUGAAGAAGGCGGACGGAGCGAAAAAAUCGACAGAUUCCGAAGAUGACGUGGCGCCCAAAUCCAUCAUUUUCCAGGCCGGAACUCCCGUCGAUCGGACGCAGUGUGAGGGAAAAUCUGAAAAUGAUACGCUGUGGAAUCCCUGGACUUUUGACCCACUUGCCAUGAUCCGAUCGGGUCCGAACAUUAUUACAGGCUUCUUGGACUCGGAUGGAAGUUGCAAGUGGCUCAAAAGCCUGGGCCGGCCUUUUGCCCCGCUCUGUUGAUUCUGAACGAGUUCCAGCUCUGGAAGAUUUGCGGAUUUUCGUCGAAAACCUGGACAAAUCGUCGACGAGUCGCAAAAAGAUUAGGAAAAUGAAGUGGAGAAGGCAGGGCACGUGUCUCGGAAUGAUCACUCAGAAACAGGCCGAAAAGGUUGGCAACUUUUCGCGAAAAUUACUGACAAAACACUGUUUCAAAAAUCUCUAAUACCGCGUCCAAUGUCUCGGAAAAACCGUAAAAACCGCAGAUUUUUCUGUCCAAAGUCGGCCGAAAUUUGCGUGAAAAACGGGGUGUGCACAGCUCAAUGAGUGUAACCGUACCCCUAAAACUACGGUAUUUUUUGAAAAUUUGUUAAUUUCUUGAGGUUAUUUGAAAAUAUUCAAAUUUCUUGCGCAAAUUUUCAAAAAAUACCGUAGUUUUAGGGGUACGGUUACACUCAUUGAGCUGUGCGCACCCCCGUUUUUCACGCAAAUUUCGGCCGACUUUGGACAGAAAAACCUGCGGUUUUUACGGUUUUUCCGAGACAUUGGACGCGGCAUAAAUGCUCGGAAAACGACCAAGAGUACAGUGAUUUCUAACCUGUGAUGUUACGUGUCUAUUUGACUUUGUGCCUCCAAGAUAUCCACCCGAUCCGAUUCUGAUCCAACAAUUGCGUCAAUCCAAAUAUCGAAUGACCCCCCCCCCCCUCUCGAACCGAAUAACUAUUGCGCAAGUUUCUGAGAGAGUAAACUGAUCUUAUAAGAGAAUUUACUCUCAAAAUUUGAAUUGUAAGUUCUGAAGACCGUGUAUAGAAUUGAAAAGAAAAACCAAUUUGUUUUGUUAACUACCGUAAUCUUCGGGGGCUUUUCUUGGAAAAAGAGUCAAUUGGUCACAAAGAGAAGAGUGUUGGUUCAGAACAAAUUUGCAUAGUUGUUGAGAUCAGAAGGGAAAGGUCAAUAAAUGUAGAGGAAACAAGAAGAAGAAGGAGAAGAAGAAGGAGAAGGAGAGGACUAAUAAGGACAAGAAGAACGAGUAUUUUCAGCAGGAUAAUACUUAUUGGAGAGGGAUAAUUUUGCGAACAUUUUUGUGAUUUUUUGAAACUGAAAUUGUGAAAAUGUUUGAAUCGAUUCGAAGCGGCUAAUCCGCAGAGCAAUUUUCGCGUUAAGCUUGCGACAAUUUCGUGCUGCGCCUUUAAACAGCUACCGUAAUCUUCGCACUUGUGAGUCUAGAAUAGCAUACGAAAUUUGCGAAUUCCUGAACGAUUUUUGCACUCAAAUAGCGAAAAUACAAUGGAAUUCGAUAGGAAAAAUGUUUUUUUAGUCUAGACCUCAUUUUGUGUCCUUUUUGUUCAUUCCGGAAUGAUUUUCAUGUCGGCGAAAUUAAAAAUGAAUGUAAAUAGUCAAUUUCGUAUGCGUCUUGUCGUUUGAGCGCUCAAAAGACGCGCAAUCGGCUCUUUUCGACAACUCAAAAAUCAUUUUUGCAGGAAGUGCGUGGCCGUGGCCAAUUUGUGACCUACUACCGUAUUCCGGACGCUUUCCACCCUCAAAUGGGCAUUCCGAUCGACUGCUCCGUCACUCUUCAGCUCGUCAUUUGCUAUCUCGACACUCGUCACUGUUACAGGUGCUUUUUCCGAAAGAAAUCACAAUUGCUCUUUUCAAACGACGUUUUAUUGGCUCAGUAAUUCUAUGGCGUGCUCGCAAAAAGAUGUUAAUUAUAAACGCGCUAAAAGUGACAAAUUGAAAACUUGGCCUAGAAACCGAUGGAGUUUUCUAGGCCAUGUCCGUCAAAAUGCCUGUUUUUUUCAGACUUGCCAAAUUACGGGCCGGGCCGGGCCGAAAAUUUGCUGGCCCGGCCCGGUCGGCCCGGCUCAAAAGGCGCGAAUUCAAAUUUUUGGGGGAAAUCUAUUUUUUCGUUUUUUUUUGCGGGGUUCAAAAUUAAAACUUUUGCUUUGAUGCCAAUAAAAACUAUUUUUGAGAACUACAUUUCUUUUUUAUGCUCGAUACUUGCAAAAUUCGUUAGUUCUACGAAAAACAAACAUUUUAUUUAAUCAAUAGUUCAAAAUUUGGAUUCCCGCUUUUUGAACCGGGCCGACCGGGCCGGGCCGGGCCGGGCCAGAGUUUUGAAAAUUUCGGCCCGGCCCGGCGCGUGGCAACUCUGGUUUUUUUCGCAGUCACUAUCCAAUCAACAAGAUCACUUCGCCGUCGGCUCAAAUUUUCUACCAACUCGGUUUUUCGGACGGUCAAAAGUGCGCGAAUGAGCCGAUUUUUUUCACCAUCAAAAAUUUGAUCAAGCACUAUACGUUAGUCGUUUUUCGCGAAUAUUCUCGAGAUUUUCUCACUGUUUUCAGUCAAUUCGGCUACGUCGAUUCGUUCACUUCUGCCGGCGGAAUUCGCGUCGAAAUUUUUCCGAAAUAA
Molecule: messenger RNA, 2782 nt
Organism: Caenorhabditis sp. 36 PRJEB53466
Lineage: Eukaryota; Metazoa; Nematoda; Chromadorea; Rhabditida; Rhabditidae
Source: the annotation of a GenBank genome assembly